AUUGCUGGGAAGAAGACGGAGGUUGGGACUUUGGAGGGGAAGGCAUAGGCACAGCCACUAUCAAGAGGAAUCAUCCUGAUCAGGACCAGAGUCCCUUUCUCACUUUAACAACCCAGGACGAGGUUCCUGUGUGAGCUUGAAGAGAAGAAAUUUGAUACGUCCGCAUCUGCACCGUCUGGACAUCAUGAUGGAAGAGGACAUCAUCGAGGACCGGGCCAAGCUGAAGCAGGGCCUGGUCAAAGUGCUCCAGUGUGUGGCCACCAUCUCCUCAGCAGCAGCUGUGGUUAACCCCAUUUUUGGCGUGGCCGGUUCCCUGAUCCGGGUGGUGCUGCACCACGUUGAUGACGAAGACAUCCCCCUGAAGCGUGAGUUCGGCUCAGUCAACCGGGCGCUGGACCAGCUGUCCCAGCUGAAUCGCAACACGCUGGUACAGAUCAAGAAAGAAACACUGGAUGGCCAGUACUGUCGCGUGGAAGAGAACCUGAAGAACCAGUUCAAAAAGUUCAUGGAGAUGGUGGAGGCACGGCCAGAGCACCGCGAGCGCAAGAAGGAUGACUUCGAGGUGAGCUAUUCCAAUGACUUGGGAGACCAGAACCUCCACACGCUCUACGACGGCGUGGUGGGCAAACCGAAGCUCUUCAGCAGACCGAUCCUGGAGGUCUACCUGAAGCACUCGCAAGGCGACCGCCCCACUAUGGAGCGACUCUGCACACGCCUCACCUACCUGUUCUGCAUCGGCCUCAUUGCCCUCAUGGGCUACGCCGCCAUCAUCGGAGACGACGAGGAGGGUCUGAGUGAGGAGUGGGCCGAGAAGAUGGAGAACGUGCAAGAGAAGAUGCAGGAGGCUCUUCGCAAGUGCAAAUGAAGAAGAAGAAGCAUGAAGAAGAGCUUUUUUCCCCCUCCACUGCUGCUUUUGCUUCAUAUUCAGGACUCACAUGUCCACAUUCCCUCUGUAAUUCCUUCCUCUUAGCUUUUUCUCUCCCUAUAAGCACUUUGUAAGCAUCUACAGUAUGUUCACUGCUUGAAAGUCCAGUGAUAAUAAUGACCAACAAUAUGUCUCAUGCGCUUCCAAACACAAACUUGCUGCAUAUGCAGGCGGUCUUUGAGCCACAGGCAUGUAUUUUCUGUCCAGGUUGAGGUAAAUUAUUGAACAAUAUUUGCCUAGUUAUGUGAUAAAUCUGGAUAAGACUGCAGUGGUUGCAACUGAUACAGAACACUUUGAGCCGUGGGAUCAUUACAAUUCAUCAUUCUCUAUAGGCAAAAUUUGAGCCAUCAAUGUAAGGAAAUUACAUGCUAUAUAUCAUCCGAAAUAACACUCACACCAAUAUAUCUGUUUGGAACUAAACAUUAUCUAUAAAUCAGGCGUUAACAUAAAUGUACCUUGGUCCCAGCUUCAGUGAUAUUGCAAUGUAUCCCGCCCAUUAUGCACCUUUGGAAAAUAUUUUCCAUUUAUUGUAGUUUUUUGAAAUUACAUGUAUUACACUACAAGUAAAUCAGUUUGUUGGAAUGUGCAAUUAGCCUGGCUAAAACCUCAAUAUUGGAGGCAACUGUAUAAAGUUUAAAGGGGAGCAGGAAACAAGCUUAUGCUGCUGUCAAAUGUAGCUCCACUAGAGGGCCUAUUUCUUAUGUUAUGCCAUUGAUGUAAUAACUGCUAUAAGACAGACUUUGUUUGCCAAACAAAGGAAAUUAAGUUGUCAGCCAAGUUAUAACUAUAAUCUACAAUAUAAAAAAGGUAAGCAAAACCAAAACAAGUAACAAACAUCCCAACGUUUUCAGAGCUAUGAAUGUAACUACACCAGUAUCAUCAUAUAAUCAUUAUCAUAUACUACAAAUGAUCAUACUGCCAUGUGCAACUUAACAAAAUAUGUGCCACAGAUAUUGUAUAUUUUUUAUGCAUGGAGUUCAUAGACUGCAUACUUGUUGCUGUCGAGUACCAAAUUGAAUCUAACUACACUAAUUUCUCAUGCUGCUGUACUGAGUUCUUUAUUUUUCUUUACUCUAAGUGAACAUUUGCAGUUAGAGAAUUGAAAACACUAACAGUACACAAUCAAUCUGAUUUGUUGUAACACUACUCUGCUCUGGCAAAAUGAACUCUUCACCACAGCAGGAUACACUAAAUAUAAUUUGCUAUUUAUAAAAGGUUAAUAAUAACCUUUGGGUUGGCUUAAUAUGUGCUUCCAUUUUCACUACCCAUAUUUGUUUUAUCUUUAUUCUAUACACAACUGAGGUAUUUGACUUUUUAAAUGUGGUAUCAUAGGAAGUCAUAAUGUCACUGGAUGAAUCCUUCCACUCUUGACUUGUUCAAUUCUGUCACUCUUAUUUUCUAUUUGAUGUGUCUUAUUGCCAAAAUAGCAAUGCAGAAGGUGAAGUGUUAAUGUAAUAUAUUAAUAAAAUGCUCAAUGGUUUCUUUGAUGUAUGGCCAUUUAGAGCCUGUGAAACAUUUAAUGCCCAUUAUUUGAGUUUUGUUUGUUUUUUCACAGUUAAGUCUCAGCAUCAAGAUAAAGGUUUUGGCUCUCCGUGCUCUUCUAAUACACUUCCUCAUCUGACCAACAGUACCUAGAUGUGCCGUUGUAUUGUUGUAUUUUCUUUUAAGGGUUUUUGUUUUAAGCAUCAUUUGUGUGUAAGGCAUUAUGUUUUGAAAGGUCUAUACGCUACAGUUUAUAUUUUCAACUUGCAGGUUAAAAUGUUUGUAAAUGUGUCUUUUUUGUUUUAGCAAACGGGUGGUAUCAGUAGUACCGAUAUUCUUUUCAUAUUCUGCACAGGUCUAGCCUGUUUUACUUGCAUCCUUUCAAUACAUAACUCUGUCCUAAACAUGUUUAUGUUUCUGUGGCAUUGUGCCAUCUCUCUUAUUGUUACAACAGAUUCAGUAUAUGCUACAUAUAUAUAGUCAAAAUGCUGUUGAUAUGGAAGAAUAUUAUAUGAACCACUUAAAGGCUUUUUUUAAUUGUCAUAUAUGUGAAUAUGUUGCCUCUUUUGUUAAGAAUCUUUGAUGCCUGGUUGUACAUGUACCACUAUAAAUAAACAUGAGUGAUACUGA
Molecule: messenger RNA, 3037 nt
Organism: Siniperca chuatsi (mandarin fish)
Lineage: Eukaryota; Metazoa; Chordata; Actinopteri; Centrarchiformes; Sinipercidae
Product: protein rapunzel-like
Source: RefSeq, a predicted model, not a curated record